CUAUUUCUGCUUCUUCAUCAUUGUCCUAAUUGUCUGGCAAGUGCGUCAGAAUUACCAAGGAUUGAAGUGCGAAAAUAGAAGAAGCUGCUGUCGGGUAGGGAAACCCUGUGACCAAUACUGAGCUGGUAGAGACGCUUUCAAGAUCCGUCUUCCACUUAUGGCCUCACUACCCCAUCUGACAGUUUGGAUAUGAUACUUUGAAGGGUGUUUAUAUAAUACCUUUCUCCUGUGAGGCCUUUCCUUACCAGAAUGUUUAUGAGUUGUAAACCAAAAACCAUUGUAUUGCUUUGAAUAGAAGAUUAGCAUUAUCUCAGAUCUCCCAAUACAGGAGAAUUUCCCAUUUUAUUUUGUUACAGCAUUUAUACCUGGAAAGCUUUUUAUAUUAGAACACAUCCUAUAUGUGUUCUAUUCUUUCUACUCUUUUGCCUGCAAACUCUGGUAAAACAUCACUCAGUAGACGGAUAGGAAAUAGAGUUCAGAUUAGUUUCAAAGAGAACCAGAAAAAUGGAGAAGAAGGGAAAGUCAGGGAAAAAAAAAGUAGAGCCUAGCAGAAGGCAGGGGAGGAGAGCGUAAAAAAUACACAUAGAUAAGGAAAGGAAAGGAAAAGUGCAAGAUAUUUAUCACAAUAUGAACACAAAAGAAAGUUCCAGCCUCACAUUCUAAUAUUUUUCUCUUUAAGCGUCAUCAAAAAGUCAGGCAAAGGGCUAAAGAUGCAGCGUCAAGAGGGGACAGUGCGUUGUAAAUGGUGGUGCUCUACCCAGACAAGGCACAGAGCACCAAGUCUAGGAGCUCAGCUUCCUGUUACUGUAGAAUCCCAUAUAACACUGUGUCCUGAUUCCUCAGCCAGGAGACUUUCCCGAGAAGAAGAUGAGAAGCCAUGCGAGCUGCUCUCUAUCAUGAAAAGCCAAAGCUGGGUCCCCAAGCAGGGAAAUGUGCGGCAGCUCCUGUGUUUAGAUCCCAGCUGCCAAAUCUGUGAGGCUACGACUCUAGAGAUUCGGCAGUUGCUGCAGAGUAAGAAAAGCCAGAUCUCCCCUGCCUUGUUGGGACUGCCACAGAGAGCCGCUUGCCUGGAGAUGCCCAUAUCCAGUGAGUCUUUUGAAUGGAAUCAGGAUUUUUACUCCAGGUACUCCACAAACUCUCCAGUGGUGCCUGGAAACCAAACACUCACACAGCUAACAGAAGAGUUAACAGAGUCUACCAAUGCAGAUGGUGUCCUGCUUUGCUGGACUGAUCCCCUCCAGAUAGGACAGGAAUUUCAUCUGGCAGACAUGCCCAUGGCCUCUGAGACACUGGUUUCUCCAGGGCUUGAGGAGCCAGUGGUUUUAAUGAAUGAGGAAGACACAGUGCACAGCAAUUUAAACUAUAUCCAGCAGCUCCAAGACCAUGAGGCAUUGAACUCACAGAUUCCUUUUCAGACCCUGACCCCACAGCUUACUGUCACACAUCCUAUGGCUGUGUCGAUUGUCACCGAUGCCCCGCAGCCAUUCCUCAGUCCGGAAGUAUUAAGGCUUUUGGAGAUACAUGUGAAAAAACUGAUGCAUUUCCAAAGGUGGGGGCUCCCCAGACGUGUAGAGGAGUCCCUAAAGCAAUUCAUGCCAAACCCACCAGUGUAUCUCCCGCCAGAACAUAACCAACCAGUUUCAUUUAUCCUGAAUACUAGCUCUCAAGACUGUGUUCAUAGGUUUGAGGGUAUUUCGCCCGAGACCUGGUACUCAUAUAUGGAUGGACAACCUAUCCAGACCUUUUGGGUUUCUGAGUGGUCUAGUGGUGACCAAGGACAAAGACUAUCCUGCAAACCAAUCCCUAGCCCUGUGGAAAAGCCCUUACUCACUCCUGACUAUGAACUUUUACAUGACCUCUGUCUAUCGCCUGAGGGACAAGUUGAUGGCUCCCAGAGCAAUCUUCAGAAGAAAUUCACUCAGUUAUUCUGCGGUCUCCCUUCUAUGCAUAGUGAAUCCUUGGGGUCCACCUUCUUGUGCACUCAAGGUGUCUCCAAGAAUACACUCAAACCCCCCUACAAAGAGCCUCAUUUCUUGAAGGUGUCCCCACCUAUUCCCUUACCUGAGGCAGCCCCGCCCCCUUCUUCAACUUCUCCAAAUGAGUCUUUGGAUGAGCCUCAAAGAGCUCAGAUCGGUGGUGUUCCAUUUCUGACUCUGUCAGAAUGUAAAACUUUGGAGUGGCAUCUUCUACAAAGACAGCUUCAGCUUCAGUGGGGCCUGCCGGCUGUCAUCGCUAGACCUCCACGUGUGCAGAGCCACACGCAGUAUAAGCAUAAGCCAUGGAAUAAAGCCAAGCCACGUGAGACUUUAAAAUUUUUCGGGCCAGGAAAACCCUUCUCAGCUCUCACCAGAGAGCUUUUCUUCAUCCCUCAGCACGCUCGCAGGCUGCUGGAAUUCCACCUGCAGAAGCGGCUGAUUCACCUUCGCUGGGGGCUGCCCCAGAGGAUCCAGCGCUCCAUAAAUAUGCUGCUCUCCUCAACAGACCUGCAGUCCCUGCCCUGCGGUGGCAGUAGGCUACCUAAUGUGAGCAUCUCACAGCCAGGGAAACCAGAGGCCUAUGGGUCUGGUGAUACGUUCUUACCCACAGCGGGCAAAGGAACAACCCCCAUGCCACACUUGUUUGCCAAGGCACAGGAAAUGUUGAAAAGCCAUGAUACCAAAUGUGAACAGAUCCGGGAGGGCAAGGUCCCGGCCUGUGUCCAAAGCGCCUGGAAAGGCAGAAUUCCUGGGGAUUUGGCAGCAGGGACUUUAUUCCCAAACAUUCCACAAGGUCAGCCCCUGGAGCUUCAGGCAGAAAACAACCCUGACCUACAUCAAGAAGCUGUUUCCUGGAAACCAAUGGACCUUGACCAGGAGGCUCAGGCCUUUUCAGGUGUUUUCAUUGAACACUGUAGGCGACCCCAAGCCCUGUCUGAGGAAACCAUUAAGAAACUGGAGACAACUCUGAGACAUAAGUAUUUGGCCUUCCUGUCAGGCCUGCAGGCCCUUUACUGCAUGGCCCCAACUAAAGCAACAUCCCCAACUGUUGACCAAUCUGUAAUCACAACUAUGCCCUGGUCUGUCAAAAGCCCACAGAAGCCCCUAUCUCAGAAGUCUCCACUUGAAGCCCUAUGCCUGAGUGGGCUUGAGCCCUGUACUCAAGAUGACAAGGAGACUUCUGCAAACAUUGCAGAAGAGUUCCAGCAUGGAGCUCAGGGGCAUGGAAGGACAGAGAAGGUGCCUCCAGAGAGACAGCCUCUCCUGAAUAGACCCUACUCAUUAGACACAGAGAUCAUGGAGAGAGUGAGUUUCUACCUGAAAAGGAAGGCUCUGGAUAUAAAGUUGGGAAUUUCUCUAAAAGAGAGUGUGUUCCAAGAGCCAACUGCAACAGACUUGGAGAGUGAAUCUGUUCAGGAGCCUCUCGGGAGUCCACGGGAAAGCACACUGCUACAGGGACCGCCCACCUUAUGUCACGUUCCUGUAGCCCCAGAUCCAGAUAAGGUCUGCCUUAAACAGCCAGCUACUGCAGUGCAGGUUGUGUUUCAGGAGCAAAACCAACCGAGUUCCAGAGCAGUGCCCCAUAGAUCUGCCCGGCAGGGCUCACAAGUCCACAGGAAUAUGAUGGAGGCCCAAGUGCACUAUGUUCAGAUGGGGACCGGUGGGGAAAUGCUGAACCUAGGGGAACCCUUUAGCACUGAGUCCCAAAGCCCAGGCAAGAGUAAGUCAGGCUAUGUCCCUACAGUGGCAGGCAAGAGAAAAAUCCCAGGGAAACCCAAGGUCGUGGGGGACCUUGGAGAAGGGGACGCAGGUCUUGGAUUUUCCCUGGUCAGUCUAAAGACACGCCAGGAUGGAGAGCAGGAGAAGAGGCUCCUGCACAGACAACUCCAGGGCUCCUCACUACAGGCCCAAACCUUUCAUCUUGAGGGUGCCUGUCCACACAGCCCCCAGGAGUCCCCUGAGCUCCAGUUCGCAGAUCCACCUCCAGAAGUCUUCAUGGAGACAGACUCUGAGCAGGACAUGGAAGACAGUCAAAGCAAGGAAUCCAUUGUCCCAGAACCUGCGAGGACUGCUAAAGCCCCCCAGCCUAUGCUCUCCCGGGCUUCCCAGGGCCUUCCUUUCCCACGCUCACCAACUCAGAGAAAGCCUUCUCAGGGCCAACCUGGUCCAGGUCACGUCCCACCAGGGCAUGCAACGCCAGCCUCUCCCUACACGAGACCCAGCCGCCUUCCAGAGGCUGGCUUGAAAAAUAAAAUGAAAUUAUUUUUUCAUUCAAUUAAACUCAAGAUGAAGAGCAAAGCACACACGGAGCCAUCCACGGUCUCUACACCUGGAAAGGUGGCCAAAACCAGUAAAGAAAAUAUUGAUAGGGGUCUGCCUCAAGCCAAGAGCCCCACCAAGAAAACAAAGCCAGAGGACUUCAGAGGGCCCAAGGCCCAGUUUUCAGUAGUUGGCCCCUGUCUAACUCCUUCCUAUAUUCUAGACAGUAAGUUCUGGCCUCGACCUCGACGAGUUGGCUCUGUCUCAGUACUAGGCCACUCUUACCAUUGCCCUCGGCACUGUCCUAGGUUGGCUUAUGCCAAUCAACAGAGAAACCCACCCUAGGUCCCAGGGUUCACAUCAGAAAUGUUGUUCUGUUAAUGGACCCCCUCCUUUGUAUCCUUUAAAGAGAACGAUUAUUGUUAUUUUCUCUAAUGAACAGGUGGAUUAAGGAGCCACCCAUAAUAUAUUCUGUACCUGUAAACCAA
Messenger RNA from Mus musculus (house mouse), 4723 nucleotides. RefSeq names its product spermatogenesis associated 31 subfamily F member 1B (gene Spata31f1b). The transcript is spliced from 3 exons. Lineage: Eukaryota; Metazoa; Chordata; Mammalia; Rodentia; Muridae. The coding region runs from base 711 to 4580 and encodes 1289 amino acids. The record is from RefSeq and is a predicted model, not a curated record. Gene Ontology annotation, cellular component: membrane.